Molecule: messenger RNA, 417 nt
Organism: Danaus chrysippus (African queen)
Lineage: Eukaryota; Metazoa; Arthropoda; Insecta; Lepidoptera; Nymphalidae
Source: the annotation of a GenBank genome assembly
AUGCUUUCUAAACUAUUUAGGCCUAUUAAUUCACGAGUGGGUUUAUUGCUCGCUCCUAAGAUCCGCGUCAACUAUCCUAUGAGCAGGAGGCAUUAUGAACUGAUUCCGCCGACUCAGUACGACAUGCCCACGCCGAAGAAGUUUCAGUUCGUGCACGUGAUGAGGAACUACUGGGAGGUCAUCCCGCUGUUCCUGGUGACGACCGCCAGUCUGGUCAUGAUGGUGGACGUCGUAUUUUCCAGCCACAGUCGCGAUAACAUCUCCCGGACGAUGGAUCUCCGCAACCCCUCGGUCCACAAGAUCCUCACUAUAAACCAGCGUUAUGAACCCUGGCCCGAGAUGCAGGACUCGUUGGACAAGAUGGUGAUGGCGGAGAAGAGGGCGCUGGUGAGGCUGCAGUCGUGCAGUCACGCCUAG